Molecule: messenger RNA, 4671 nt
Organism: Blepharisma stoltei
Lineage: Eukaryota; Ciliophora; Heterotrichea; Heterotrichida; Blepharismidae
Source: the annotation of a GenBank genome assembly
AUGGAUUUUGGCAUAAAAGUCCUUCAAUCGCAAAGUGAAUUUCUAUCUGUUUACCCAGGCAAAUUCCUACAAUCAGUUGAAGUGAUUAUUGGAAUUAAAGAAAAAUCUUUGCAAGUCUUCACCAUCAAUGAAGAAAAGCCAGAAAAGCUUAUCCCGAUACACGAGCAGCUUUUUAAUGAAAAUAUUUUCAGCUCAUGCAAAAUUUCGACUCGUGACAAAGAUCUGGUGUGUGUUGCGACAAAAACUGCACUUAAAAUAUAUGAGUUUUCUGAGGGGACGGGGUAUUUUGAAGUAAUAUACAGCUAUGAAUUAAGGAUUAGCAAUGAAAAUGAAAGUCAACAAUUUUGUGUAGGGAUAAAAGCUUACUUAAAUUAAUAUCACGUUUAACAUCCCCCACAGAGUAGGCGUUUCAGGGCCCACCGCCACCUCUUGACGCGCAGGGAUCUGAAGCACAGUCUUCCAGUACGAUUGCCAGCCCACCACGCACCUCCAGAUGAUGUCACCGACUUCGAUGAGUGUAGGGAUAAAAGCAAGUAUUGAUGGCAUGAUAGCGGCCUCUUUGGUACAGGAUUAUAUGUGGGUGCUAAAAUGGAAUGAUAUAGAAAAGAAGCUUACCUUUUUGUAUGAAAUUGAUGUUGAGUCUUUUAUUGUAGAUUUCAAUUUCGUCGACGAAAAAACUAUGCUGAUUUUAUGUAGAAAUCCUACAGGAGAGUAUCCAUUAUAUUUCUGGAAAGAAUAUAAAGUGAAUAAAUCAUUGCUCUCUUUAAGCACGUUUAUACAUUUUUCUCCUAUCCUUGAAAAUGGUGAUGCAUUUCCAACAGCUUUUAUAUGUUUUGAUAAAAAAAUUUAUAUUUUCUAUGAAAAUAUAAUCCACGCUUUGAAAUAUAACCAAAAAAACAUAGACCAAGACGAUUUUGAUGAAAUUGAAUUUUCUGGGAUUUAUUGUUCUCAUAUCAUACAUAAUAAUGAAUUAUAUAUCAAUAAUGACAUUGGACAGAUAUAUUUGCUGUCAAGGAAAAGGUCAAAUAUAAUAAAAGAAAUCCCUCAAGAUUCAAUUAUUACCACACUAAAAGGGUUUUGCUAUAUAUUUGGAAAACAAGGAGAAAUCAGAGGCUUUAACCUGAAUACCAAUGGCGAUUUAAAAAUCCCUUCAUCUGUACAUGGAGCUAUCCUUGACGCAAUUACAAUAAAAAAGCAUGAAAAGGAAAAUGAAAUUAAUUCUGAAUCUAUAAUUAUUGCAUGUGGAAUUGGGCAAAGCUCUUCACUGCUAGAACUCUCAAACAGUAAUUUUUAUUAAGGCUUAACCUUCAGCGUUGUUAUCCAAAUCCCUGAUAUCGGCCAAUCAUGUCUUUGGGCUAAGACAGUUGAAAAUAUCAUAUUUUUGUUUUACACAAAAGGAGUUAAGGCUCUUGACUACAAUACAAUGAAGCCAAUCCAGUCCUCUGCUCUAGGCUUAGUAGAUGAAAAUUACAUAGAUAUUGGGAAGUCCAAUAGAGACUGGAUACACAUAACCUCAACCUACAUCAAAAAUGGCUCAUCUCAAAAAGAUUUUAAUUCCACUAUAAUUGGUGCCUGCAUCUCAGAUUCUUCUAUAUGUGUGUCUUUUUCUAGUCAAGAAUUAGUGAUGCUCAAUCCAGCCUUAGAAGUUCUAUGAAAACUCCCAAAUUAUGAUGUUUCUAUGAUAAAUAUUUAUAAUGAAUCAAUCUAUAUAGGCUUACAAUCCUGCGAAACUUUACAGCUGGAUAUGACUGGAAAUGUAAUUAACAAAUUUGUGUAUGCUCUACAAGAAUCCUCAAUUCCACAUUCAGUCAUGUAAAAUUUAUUUAGAUUUAUGUGGAACCAAAUGUUUAUUGGCUGCAGAGACGGGAAUCUCAUUGUGUGCUUGGAUCCUCCAAUAUAUAAAAAACUUGGCAAUAAGCCUGUGACACUUUUUAAAUAUAAAAUUGGGCUGAUUGCGAUUUCUGAUCGUGCAAUACUAAUUUAUAAUGAAAAUUUAGAAUUCAGGCCAAUUGAAAUUGAUAUGCGAAGUGGCUGCUCAUUAGAUAAUUCCUAUUUUAUAUGUAUUAAUAAAGAUAUAUUGAUAGCUGCACUAGAAAACCCAACGCCAUACUCUUUAAAUACAAAAGAGCUUAUAAGCAUAAAAGGCUCAAUAAAACGACUGUUAUAUCUGCCAAAUAGGAAUAAAAUAGCUUAUAUAUAUAGAGAUAUUGCAGACCAUAUAGCUUUGUCUGACUAUAAUUUCAGUGGAAAUUUCCCAAGUUUGAGCUAUACAAAUUCAGAAAAAAUGUACUGUAUGGCGAAUAUUCCGCAGUAUGAUGGAAUUGCAAUAGGAGGAGAAACAUUAGAAAGGAAAGGAAUUGUUACAAUUAUUUCUCAAGAAGGGUUUACGGAGCUUUAUAGAGGAUUUUUCCCUCAUGGAGUGCAGGCAAUUUGUAUACAUGAAGAUAAAAUGAUAGUGGGAGCUGAAGAACAUAUUUUUGUAUUAAGACUUGGAGAGGGCAUCAAUAUUGAAAGUAUUGCAACUACAAGAGUCAGGAAUUCGGCUCAUGCAAUUUAAGUAAAUUAUGGAGUGAAGUCUUUAGAGACGCCGAGUGCAUUUAAAUAAAAAUGCAUGCAGCUGUGGAAUUCAACAAGCUAGAAUCUAGGUAACCAGAAAAAAAUUUAUUGUGUAAUUUAAUAUCAUUAUUUGCAGAUUUUUAAAACUUUACCACCUAAGUGUGGAAUUUUUUUCCCGCGUGUGAAAAGAGGAUUCCACAUGUGAAAUCAAAAGGGCUCCACACGUGAAAAACACCUUUUUUCACACGCGGAAAAAAUUCCACACUUAGGUGGUAAAGUUCAAAAAUCUGCAAAUAACGAUAGUAAACUUAAGGGAAAAAAAUAGGAGUAAUCAUUUGAAUUAGCGAGGUUGAUAGCUACAAAAUCUGGCACAUAGGUAAUUUGAAAAUUAAUAACAUUGUCAAAUUUCAAUUAGUCAGUAUAAAUCAGAAUUUAGGGGUAGGAGCUGCAUUCUUAAGAUAAGAGCUUGGUUAUUAGCUUCUAUAACUCCAAUAAAGACCCUAUUAAACUUUAUAGUAAGGUAUCCCCUAAGGUUGCUUUCAUACUGUUUGCUAGGAAAAAUUUAGAAGAUAAAGCAUCACUUCUAAAUAUACUUAUGAUAAUUAAAUAUUCAAUAAACAAGUGUACAGAUUUCAUGCAAAUCAAUCAUAAGUUUUGGGUGAAUCUGGCGAGAAUAAAAUAUUCUUCAUAUCAUUAACGAUUCACAAUUCAAUGAAAAGAAUUAACGUAAAGGUUAGGUUAGAUUCAGUUAUUAAAGUCAGGCAUGAGCCAUAUUGGUGGCAGAGUCAUCAAAGACCUCCUGUACUGGAGGUUCAACCGCUUUUCGACUUCAGCCCAGAGGGUCUUUCCCCCUGAAGGUGCAAUGCCUCCUCCUUGUCUUUCAGCUUGAGUCUUUAGUGCUUAUGGAUUCUGCAGCUCUGUUAUGGAUGAUUGGAGUAGCUUGAUUUCAAUGGAUUCUUGGAGUCUAUCGGGUGUUGAAGUGCCUUCCUUCGACCGGUACAGGUAAAAGACUACUCCCCUGCGGCCUGGGCCUCAGUUUCUCGGUAGAGAAAUGUCCAUGGGUCCUCGGAUCCAAAAGGAUGCUGCUGGAUACCACCAUUUCUAACCACAAAAAAGCAGCCAAAACCUGCCCGGAUGCUCAUCUCUUGAGCCUACACUUGAUUCUUGACUUAAAGUCUGUCUAGUUCGCAAUAGCCAUAAGAUCUGGAAUGUUACACUAAGAGUGCAGGCUGGCAAGUGUCGCCAUUUUGAUGUAUAUAUAUUAACGUAAAAAGUAAUUAAUAAACUAUUAUUCAAACUACCAUUAAAACUAUAUUAAAAUUUUGACGAGCUAGAUGCAAGUUUGUUAAAUUCCACUUACAUUCAUUUUAGUUCUAAUGCAUUCGGUGUCUCUAAAAACCUCACUCCAUAAUUUACUUAAAUUGCAUGACUCAGGAAUUCUGUUAUUGGUCUCUAUUCAGAACAAAACAUUCUUUAUUCAAUAGACAGCAGAGAUGGUAUUUUACAGUACACUUUGACUGAUACAUUGACUUUUGAACAUGCAUCACUAAGAGGAUUCCUUAUUUCCAACAUUUUUAUUGAAAAUUUAUUGCGAGAUUGGGAGAAACUAUUGAGAAAUUGAGGUAUCACUUGAAAAGGCCAGUCUUUCAGAGUAAUGGCCAUAAAUUAAUUUUAGUUUAAUAUAUUUCCAAUAUUUUAAUUAUGGACCAAUUUAUCAUAAUGAUCGACAAACUAGGAAGUAUCAAAAUUCUCGAAAAAGACUCAAAGAAAAUAAUAACACUCGAUGAUCUCCAUGAUGGAGGAAGAGCAAUAAUCUCUGGAAACCUGACAAAUACAUCUUUAAAGCCAUCAUGCAACCAAAACGCCCUCUUCUUUUCUUGGACUGGCGCAGUAUACCAGAUUACAUACCCAUUAAAAAAAGAACUAUUAUCUCUUCAAUCCUCAAUUCAGAGGCUUCUCCAUCUUCAAACCCCUCGCAACUCUACACAGAUAAUCGAUAUUGACAUCCUAAUGAAUUUUCACAGGCUAACACCCCAUCAAAAAGCUGAGCUCUCACAAGCCUACCCCAGCGUCGAAUCUGACAUAGACUCUCUUUACAAAUUCGAAAUAAUUUAA